AUGGGGAUGUAUAACUGUGUGCCGGGGCCGGAGCCCGGGGCCGCGCGGGUUGCAGCCGCCGAGGCGCCGGCGCUGACGGUCCCCGUGCCUGGCGUGGGCUCGGCCGGCUUCCUGCUUUCCCGGACUCGGGCGUGGGGCUCGGAGAUGGAAGCGCAGGAGCGCGCCUCGGUGGACGCCAGUCUGUUCGGGACUGCGGGGAGCGCAGCGCUCAGCUGUGACUCGGGGUUUAGGACAGGCUGCUUGUCCGCGCGGUGGACCCUCCUCGGGGGACGCUGGAGCAGCGUGCAGCCCCCGCCGCGGGCUCGAGCGCCGGGUUCCGGACCUCGCCGGCGCCUCGCCCUCCCUCGCUCUGGCUUCUGGGCCGCCCGUGGCCUGCGAGACGCCGCUCCCCUGCCCAUCAGUUCCCUGGCGUUGGGAAUCAAAGACUCCAUCUGGGGCAUUUGUACCAUCUCCAAGAUAGAUGCUCGGAUCCAGCAAAAGAGAGAGGAGCAGCGCCGAAGAAGGCCUGGUGGUGUCCUGGCUCAGAGGAGAACCCAGAGUAUAGAGCGGAAGAAGCAAGACAGCGAGUCAUGCAUUGUUAGAAGAAUUUUCCACUGCUGUGCUUGGAAUGGUGGAGUAUUCUGGUUAAGUCUCCUUUUGUUUUAUCGAGUAUUUAUUCCUGUGCUUCAGUCAGUAACAGCCCGGAUUAUUGGUGAUCCGUCCUUGCAUGGAGAUAUUUGGUCUUGGCUGGAAUUCUUCCUCACAUCAGUUUUCAGUGCUCUUUGGGUGCUCCCCCUGUUCGUGCUUAGCGUGUCAGGGCGGAAGCCGCAGCCAUUCCCCAGCGUUAGCAAGAUAAUCGCCGACAUGCUCUUCAACCUUCUGCUGCAGGCGCUCUUCCUCAUUCAGGGAAUGUUUGUGAGUCUCUUUCCCAUCCACCUUGUUGGUCAGCUCGUCAGUCUGCUGCAUAUGUCCCUUCUCUACUCGCUGUACUGCUUCGAGUAUCGUUGGUUCAAUAAAGGAAUUGAAAUGCAUCAGCGCUUAUCCAACAUAGAAAGGAACUGGCCUUACUACUUUGGAUUUGGUCUGCCCUUGGCUUUCCUCACAGCAAUGCAGUCCUCGUAUAUUAUCAGUGGCUGCCUCUUCUCGAUCCUCUUUCCUUUAUUCAUCAUCAGCGCCAAUGAAGCAAAGACCCCUGGGAAAGCAUACCUUUUCCAGUUGCGCCUUUUCUCCUUGGUGGUCUUCUUAAGCAACAGACUCUUCCAGAAGACAGUUUACCGGCAGUCUUCGCUGAGCAGCUCCACCUCUGCAGAGAAGUUCCCCUCACCACGUCCGUCUCCUGCCAAAUUGAAGGCUGCUGCAAGUCCCUGAGUCGCUGCUGUC
This is a messenger RNA of Octodon degus (degu), 1359 nucleotides long. RefSeq names its product EI24, autophagy associated transmembrane protein (gene Ei24). Gene Ontology annotation, biological process: macroautophagy. The transcript has 12 exons. Lineage: Eukaryota; Metazoa; Chordata; Mammalia; Rodentia; Octodontidae. Gene Ontology annotation, cellular component: endoplasmic reticulum. Bases 1 to 1347 code for a protein of 448 amino acids. The record is from RefSeq and is a predicted model, not a curated record.